AUGCCUUUGAUACUUGUGCCCUUUGACCAGUCUAUGAGACUUGGUCAGGGUUACAACACCUACCUGCAGCAAGUGUGUAUGGAAAACGUCGUGACAUUCACAGACAGCAAGGAGUUGAAAUUUACUGCUCCGCCGCCCUUGGGUACCAUCACACAGCCGUCUGAUACUUCUGCCAGUGCUUCUACGGCGGUGCCAACCAUCGUGCCCCCAACCAGCAACACCGUUGUCGAGCCACGCGCGGUGAAAGCGUUGGCCGGGUCGACGGAUCCCAGCAUCAAGCUGUAUCCCGUCGCACCAAUUGAUGCUGUCCCUCAGGUUGUUGAUUACAAAACCACCUUGACGAACAAAGUCUCUGAUGCACUUGAGAAUCUCAACAUCUCUGCUGCGGCUUCUGUGAAGUUCGGGUCCGUCACGGCCAGUGGAAGCGGUGCAUUUGUACAAGAAGACAAGGUCAAGCAAAGCAGCUUGACCUACAUCUUGACAGUCAAAGUCAUGAAUGAUCUUGUACAACCUGAUACCAGUACCCUGACCUUCAACAAGGUCGACUCUGUCAUCGAAGAUAAGGAGCAAUUUAUCAAAUCUUAUGGAGAUGGCUUCAUCUCUGGAUGGGUCAAGGGUGGCGAAUUCAAUGCCAUCGUCAGCAUGGUGACUAAGGACACAGAUAGUGUUGAGCAUAUCAAAGCCAGCCUCAGCGUCCAGAUGACUGCUUUUCAGGGUGAAGGCCAGGGUGGCUUUGACAAAACAAGCAGCGAUGCACUAAGCGAGGUCAAUUAUGCCGUCAAUUGGAGAGGUGGUGGUCAGAUCAAGGACCCUCAGCAAGAGUGGAACAUGACGAGCCUCUUCCAAGCCGCUACAGAGUUCCCAGCUAGAGUCUCUGCGCAUCCUGAAUACUGUGAGUUUACUCUACCACCUGUUCCGGGCCAUUCUUUCAAAUACCAAUUAUCCCGGUACUUUCUUAAUACUGACAACAAUGCAGGUUAUGCCAUCAUCACUAAAUGGGACCACCUGAAAGAUUUCCACAAAUACACUCCGUCUUGGUGGACUGCAAGUUCUCUUGAUUACGAUAUGGCUGCAGUUUAUACGAAUGAUCUUCUCGACCAAUUUUUGGAGUACAAGAGCCUUUUGAAACAAGUCAGCGACAUCGCCAGCAACCUGACUGACUACCAGGUCUCCGCUUCUCCAAACGCUGUUCCUGUCGAAAUUGGAGCUCUUCUUGGUAUGAAGAAACUCAUCAAAAAGGAGAUGGCAAUGAUCACGCGAGAGAUUGACUUCGUGACCCAGAACCCUCAACGCGCAAUUGAUGCUGUGCUAGCUCAGGCGGACGACGAAAAGCACCCACAAGUCACAUCAGGCCCGUCAUCGUCGCAUUCCUCCGAUUCUGCAGUUGUUGUCAACCCCCCCAAGGCGAAGGAUAGUGUGCCUGGAGCAUCAGUGAAUUCCAAUCCGCCUCCUCCACCCCCGUUCCAGAACAUAACGGACCCUCAAAUAAUUGCAGUACAACUUCCAGUUAGCAAAGACGCUCCUCAUGGAGGCAAUCAGGGCUCGAAGCCAAUGAUCAUGGCUGGAAAUCCGAAGGCAUAUCGCACACCUUCCGGAUUGACCGAGAUAUUUGCUGUGGCGGGAGAUGGCCUCCUCUAUCGGAAAUGGAUCAAUGAACCACCACAAGGGGUAGUAACAAGGUCAUCUCCAGGAAGCUGGGAGCUCUUCACACCUAGCAACACAGUUUCCCUCACUGGCAACCACGACAUUGCGGCAAUCUACAGGGGCAAUAGCUCUGUAGACUUGCGUGAUAUAUUCGCCCUUGGAGUGGAUCGCAAGCUAUGGCACAAGAUGUACGCAAAUGGCCAGUGGCAACCAUGGAAAAUGGUCAACGACACUACCUACGCUUCUGCUCCCUCAGUCAUCUCUACCAAGCUCGGCCGGAUCGAUAUUGCCAUUCGUACUCUCGAUGCAACCAUCCAUUGGUUAAACCUGGUUGGAGAUACCUGGACGACUAAAGAGUUGUCCUUGGGCAGGACAUGGUAUGGUGAACCUUAUUUGAUAAACUUGAACGACGAUUCCGGCUCAACUCGGUUGUACUGUGUUAGUCAGGUCGCCGAUUCCAACAUGUUCAGGAUCACGCUUCAGGACGGCCAAGAUCCUGCACCGCCUGCCCGGCUAGAGGAAAGCAAUGUGUUGAGCUUGUCAAUGUCAUCAGUCACUGCUCCUGGGAAGAAUGAUGUCGGGCUGCUCGUCUGGACAGGCGCAGGAGAAGUCGGAACUUGGUGUGCUCAACACGUGUGGGGUCACGAUUAUGCUCAAGGCACCCGUGUCUGGCUAGAAAGCAGGGACAUGCUUUCAGCGCCCGUGGCAGUCGUGACGGACACGAACUGUUUUGUUUUAGCAGUCAGAGGCCGUGACGUGCCUGCCAACACCGAUCCGAACGGGAAGGGUAAGGUGGUAUGCCAUAUGACGGACACGAGUUUCGACCCCAAACAACUCGGAGCUGUCAACGACAGAGCCAAAUUUGUGAUCUCACAAGUAAUUUACAACAGCCCAUGUGCCGUUGCCUAUGGAAGUCAAGUCGACGUUUUCGCGUGCGGAAUGAAUGGUGAUCUCUGGAAGAGCCAUUAUGACGGCAAGGAUUGGGUUAGCGUGGAUGAGAGGAUUUAG
Molecule: messenger RNA, 2652 nt
Organism: Exophiala xenobiotica
Lineage: Eukaryota; Fungi; Ascomycota; Eurotiomycetes; Chaetothyriales; Herpotrichiellaceae
Exons: 2
Coding region: 1-2652 (883 amino acids)
Source: RefSeq, a predicted model, not a curated record